Messenger RNA from Lotus japonicus, 1427 nucleotides. RefSeq lists its product as uncharacterized. Lineage: Eukaryota; Viridiplantae; Streptophyta; Magnoliopsida; Fabales; Fabaceae. The record is from RefSeq and is a predicted model, not a curated record. The coding region runs from base 72 to 1265 and encodes 397 amino acids. The transcript has 4 exons.
CGAAGAAAACAAAGCAUUAGCAUUGGAUCUGACAAGUGAACACUGAACAGUGAACACUCUGUUAUUCUGCCAUGGAAGCUCAUCUCAGAAUCUUCAACCCCUCCAUUUUGGGUCGCCGCUUACUCCCCAAAGCUACUCCAUACCCUUCCACUUCCUACCAACUCGUCCCUCGCAGGAGGAUACUACCCAUCUCCUCCACUCUCUCCCGCUCUUCGCAACCACCGUUUCCUCCAAUUUCGGAUCCCCGCAGGUUCUUCUCCUCCCUCACCUCUUCCCAGAAUCUCAACUUUUCCAUCCCCAACGGAAAUAAUCUCAACCCCUUCCAUUCCCAUUCCCAAGGUGGCGGCGAGACCGUGUGGAACCCGGCUUCGGAGAACGGCGGCGAUGUGGGGUUUUACGGAGGCAAAGACCGGGUUGCCACGGUGGUUCUGCUGGGGUGGCUUGGAGCGCAGACCAAGCACCUCAAGAGGUACGUGGAGUGGUACAAUUCGAGGGGCUUUCACGCUGUCACAUUCAUCGUUGAUGUGAAGGAGCUGCUUCGAUUUGACCUUGGCGACAUGCUUGAGCAGAGAAUUUCUAUGUUCGCCGACAACCUCAUUUCCUGGGUUUCUAGCGAGGAACACGAUGGGAGAGAACGGUGUUUGAUUUUUCACACUUUCAGCAAUACGGGUUGGUUUACCUAUGGUUCCAUUCUUGCCAGAAUGCUAGGUAGCCAGGACCUCAUGGAGAAGAUUAAAGGAUGCAUUGUUGAUUCUGGAGGGGGAGAGCCUUUUAAUCCACAGGUCUGGGCUGCUGGUUUCUCUGCAGCUAUAUUGAAGAAACGCAGCUCUUCAGCCCAAGCUGCAGUCGAGGUAGGAAACAAGCUUGAAAAAGAGACUGAAAUCAACUUGUCAAAGAUUCAACAAAAUGAACCUUCCCCAAUUGAAACAGUGGUCUUGUCACUAUUAGAGAAGUUGUUUUCAUUUGGUUUGCAGUUGCCGGAUGUUAAGCAGAGAUUAACGAAGGUUGUGAAUGUCCUCUUAGAUCACCAGCCUUGCCCGCAGCUCUACCUGUAUAGUACAGGUGACAAAGUAGUCCCAUUUCAAUCAAUAGAAGCGUUCAUUGCGGAGCAGAGGAAGAGAGGAAAGAGGGUAAGAUCCUUUAAUUUUGGCUCAUCUCCUCAUGUGGAUCACUACAGGACAUUCCCGGAGAUAUAUUUAUCACAGCUUACUGAGUUCUUGAACGAGUGUUAUGCCACAGGCAAAAAGACCACUUGCGUUUCUUAAGUUUCAGUCACUUUCGAGUGUAAAAUUAUUGCAUUUAUAACAUGGCUUCAGUUUUCCGAGGGACAAGCCCUUCCCAAUCACAAGAUAAAUGAAUAAUGACAAUAUAUAGACCGUUGACACAAGCACGUACGUGUAAGAGAAUACCAAACAAAAAUUCAAUCA